CAGGCAGCAGCUGCUGAACAGCCCAGACAUUGCGCAGGAUACAGUAUAGCUGGGGAACAGCGAGCGAGUUACGGUAGUUUUCCUAGCACUUGAGUUGGUAUAGUGCAUGAAAUAAAUGACUCUUUGGAAAAAGCUCAUGUGUUAGGGCAGGGGUUUCUCGGAAUAACGCAAAAAUGGACGAAGUUGCCAAACGUAAGUAACCUGGGAAAAUGUAUGGCUGUUUAGUGCAGUCAACAGUAGGCAACAAAUAUGGCUUCGUGUGCCUUUUCCUAUUUGUUAUAAAAAAUUGCUGUCCCAUGCCAUUAGAUGUCAUGGCUGUUCUGCUGAAUUCAUACAAGUGACAAUUAGGAAGUUAGUUCCUUGUUCGCUUAUCGGGCAGGGGGGUCAUUUUGGAGAAAUAAAGCCAAGGAUACGUUAGCUAACCAGUCUGCUAACGUUAGCUAGUUAGCUACCGAACUAAAGCGAACGGCAAUGGAGCCAAAGCACAAAGAGUUGUUAGACCAAUGCCACCAAAACUUGCUGGACUCAAUAACUGACGCAGACCGGCUGAUAGAGUUGCUGAUACUCUCCGGUACUCUAAGCCAGCUCGACCGCUUCGAACUGGACCAAAACUGCUCUUCCAGCGCGGAGAAAGUGGACCAGCUUUUGAAGAUGCUUGUGAACAAGGAAAGCGACCAUUUCCUCGAACUGUGUGUGGCCUUGGAGAAGACGUACCCUGAGCUGUAUUCUGCACUCUUUACUAACGGCGGUGGACCCGUUGACCAUUCGUCUGGCUCUACAUACAGUGUUCUCUCCACCAUGCCCUCAGACUCUGAGAGUAGCAGCUCCCUAAGCAGUGUCGGUUCACCCCCCGGUACCGGUAAUGGCUCAGCCUCGUCUCCGCCCCCAGCCCUCAACGACAACCGGCCAGCCGGUGACAACCUGGACACCAUCCUGUCCCAGCUGCGUCAGGUGACCCGUGAGAGGGACGAGCUCCGCAAGCGCCUGGCCCUGGCAACACCCGGCACCACCUUCGACGACUGCAGGCCAAAUUCCAAAGCCAGCCAUGAUUACGAGCGUCUGAAAAACCAGUGUAUGAGGGCCAUGGCAGAUCUCCAGUCUCUACAGAACCAACACACCAAGACUCUGAAGAGAUGUGAGGAGGCUGUCAAGGAGGCUGACUUCUACCAUAUACUCCACAGCCGUGUGUUAGGAGACCAGUCUCAGCUGAAGGAGGAGCUGGAGGUGUUGAGGAGAGACAACACUCAGCUGGUCAGGGAACACAACCACCUGAAGCAGAGCUGUGAGGAGCUCCGCAGGCUGCACAGCGAUGACCAGAAGGAGGUGGCUGACAUGAGGCUGCAGCAGCAAGAGGUGAUGAGAGAGAACGGUUCCUCAGAGGUUCUCAACAAGCUGUACGACACAGCCAUGGACAAGCUGGAGGGGGUGAGGAAGGAAUACGAUUCGCUGAGCAAACGCUACGGUGAGAAAGUUGCCAAUCACAACACGGACCUGAGCAGGCUGGAGCAGGCGGAGGAAGAGAACAGACGACUACAGAAACAGAUGGACACAUUGCUGAAACAACGAGACAAGGCCAUACACUACCAACAACAGUGCUCUACGUCCAUGAGGAGGUUUGACUCUGUACAACAGGAGCUGGACAAGUCUUCAGCCCAGAACAAGGUGCUGCAGAGGGAGAUGGAGCGGCUACAGUCGGAGGUGAUGCGCUGUAAGAACUUCCAGCUGAAGGCAGUAAAGGACUGUGAGAAGUACAAGGAGGAGAGAGACUCUGUGUUCAACGAGUAUAGGCUCAUCAUGAGCGAGAGGGACCAGGUGAUCAAGGAGCUGGAAAAGCUGCAGACGGCGCUGGAGGCUGCAGAGGCCCGCCUCAAAAACACCUCUUCUGAAAGGAUGGUGGCCAGCGAGGAGACGGAGGCUCUCAGACAGGAGCUGAACUCGUCAUUGGUGGAUCGGGACAGAGCAAUCUGUGAGAGGAACGAGCUAUUGGAGAAGUACUGCCACGAGGUGAAGGACAAGGCUGAGGCCCAGAAGGAGUUGAGCCAGGCCUGUAAAGACAUCGAGACGGUCCGGGAGGAGAGAGACGUGGCCCGCAAGGAGAGGACAGAGGCUAUCAUACAGAAGGAACAGCUACUGAGAGAAUACUACCAGGCUAGACAGAAACAAGAUUCUGCCACCCUGGACAUAGAGCGGGUCAACAAGGAGAUGGAGGUGUUGAGGAAGCAGUACGAAGCCAUGUCCCAGGAGCUGAAGGAGGCCACGCAGGAGGCUGAGGUGGCCAAGUGUCGACGUGACUGGGCCUUCCAGGAGAGAGACAAGAUAGUGGCAGAGCGAGAGAGCAUACGGACGCUGUGUGAUAACCUGCGUAGGGAGAGGGACCGGGCGGUCAGCGAUCUGGCCGACGCCCUGCGUAACCUUGACGACAUGAGGAAGCAGAAGAACGACUCGUCACGGGAACUGAAAGAACUCAAAGAGAAGAUGGAGAGCCAGCUGGACAAGGAGGCAAGGUUCUGUCAGCUGAUGGCACACAGCUCCCAUGACUCAGCUAUCGACACAGACUCUCUGGAGUGGGAGACUGAGGUGGUGGAGUUUGAGAAGGACGGGGAUGACAUGGAUUUGAGGGCACUUGGGUUUGACAUAGCAGAAGGGGUAAACGAUCCGUAUUUACCAGGAGAUUGUGGAAUAUUUGUGACAAGAGUUGACAGAGGAAGUAUUGCAGAUGGAAGGUUAAGAGUGAACGAUUGGCUGCUGAAGUUAAAUGAUGUGGAUUUGACCAAUAAGGACAGGAAGCAGGUGGUGAACGCGGUGCUUAAUGGAGGCGGACUGAUCAACAUGGUUGUGCGCAGGAGGAAGUCUCUGGGAGGGAGGCUGGUCACCCCCAUACACAUCAACCUAAUUGGACACAAAGACAGUGGUAUAGGUCUGGAGAGUGGCGUGUUUGUGACGGCCCUGGUCCAGGGGAGUCCUGCUGCCAGGGAGGGAUCUCUGACAGUCGGAGACAGACUUAUCGCUAUCAACGGCAUCGCUCUGGACAACAAGUCGGUGACGGAGUGCGAGACUCUGCUGAGGAACUGCAGGGACUCUCUAAGCCUCUCUCUCAUGAAGUUCUUCCCUCACAGUUCAUCGGGCCAGAGCAUCUUCGAGAGCCUGCGGGAGUCAUCGUCCAACGGCCGUCUCUCCGAGGUACUCUCCAGGAACAGCCUCAAACACAACAGCUCCACACAGACAGACAUCUUCUGCCCCGACACAGGAGUGGGUGGUAGUAACGUCAACAUCCCUGGAGAGAGGAGGAAGGGCGGGGCAGGUGAACCUGAGGAGGGGAUGGGGAUGUACGGGGACAUCAGGAAGCCCUUUUCCAUGGGGUCUCUCCACUCAACCAGCCUUCGGCCGUCCUCUGACCUCAGUCUUGGUCCCCCGGGCCGCUACGGACCCAGCGCCUUCCAGGAGUGCUGCUCUGGGUCCCCCUACGCCAAGGCACCUCCACCCCCCAUCACCUAUGACCCCUCUAACCCUGCCGACUGCAUCACCAUGGAGACCACCCUGGAGAGGAAGCAAAGUGGCGGCACCUGGCCCAAGGUGAUCUUAGGUGGGAUGUCCGUCGCCGUGGAUACGACCACAGCGAUGACUCCGACCCAACUGUCCAUCUUCAAGUCGCCCAAACAGAGAAAGUCCAUCUUCAACCCGGAUGCCUUCAAACCACGGCCUGAGACGGCGCCCCAGUCUUCCAAGAUGGAAUACCUGUCGCCCAGUCAGCUGGUGGCCCACUCCCCGCAGCCCUCCAAGACGGAGUCUCUCUCCUCCUCCUCUACGGCCACACCCACCCCUCCAACUCCGCCCACCCGCAACGAUUCGUUCAAAUUCAAACACAAACAGCAGAGCAGCUCUGCCUCCGACUGCACGCUUACCUCCGACUGCACGCUUACCUCCGACGGGGGCAAAGGGGAGGCUGUUGCCAUGGUUAUGGGGGAGAGCAGUUGGGAACGAGAGAGGGACAGGAACGGGAACCACUACUUCCUGGACGGGAAGGUCCUGACACAGAGGAAGUCAUGUGACGAGGACAUUGGUCGAACCAGUGGUGAGGAGCCUGAGGUGAAGAGGCCCCGCCCUAAAUCUGCGCCAGCGCUCAGACGUAGGAUGACCCCCCAGUCCAUCACCCUGCCCUCCUUCCAGAGCUACUCCAAUGAUGACCACUCUCCAGAGCCCAGAGAGAUGCUUCGCUCCUCCCCCAACCGCUCCCACAGACAGAGUGUGGGCUUUGUCCCCACAGUCUACAACGGUGCCCUGCCUGCAAAUUCGGCCCAUCGUGGCCUGGCCCCGUGUCCAGCAGUGACUGCUGUGAUGAGGAACCCAGUAUACACAGUCCGCAGCCACAGAGUCCACACCAACAACUGUCCCUCUGUCUCCUCCCAGAUCUGCCAACACCAGCACAACAACCAACACCACAGUCCGCAGCACCAGGGCCGUCUGAGCCUAGACCUGAGCCAGAAGCGUCCAGCAGCAGACUACUCAUCGUCCUCGUCACGCAGCAGCAGCACCUCCCAUGGUACCAACUCACUACCCUCCAGCGCUCGCCUGGGCCUUGGUUGGUCCAGUAACGUCCAGUACCGGACAGAGAGGAUAAAGAUCCCCUCCACUCCCCGCUACCCUCGGUCCAUGCUGGGUUCUGACAGAGGCUCCCUGUCCCAUUCAGAGUGCAGCAGCCCCAGCCUCAUCACUCCACCCCACUCACCUCUCAACCUGGAGACUUCCUCCUUCGCCAGCAGCCAAUCACAGAGCUCUAUCUCCAUCCUGCCCAGAAUCUCCGUCAGCCCUGUGCAAAUAGGAGAGCGGAGGAAAGACCGGUCUCUGUACAGUAACAGGUCUUUUCUGAGGAUCCCUCUGGCUGCUAGGCCGAGGUUCUCCUCUCUCAGGAGCCUCAGGCCGUACCUGGAGGAACCUCGAAACGUAAUCGUUCACAAAGGGGCGGAGCCUCUGGGCAUCUCUAUCGUCGGUGGCGAGAACGGCGGCAUCUUCGUCUCCAAGGUGACGGGAGGCAGCAUCGCCCACCAGGCCGGCCUGGAGUACGGCGACCAGCUCCUCGAGUAUAACGGUAUUAACCUGCGUAAUGCCACAGAGCAGCAGGCCAGGCUGAUCAUUGGUCAGCAGUGUGACACCAUCACCAUUAUGGCUCAAUACAACCCCCACAUGUACCAGCUGGGAAACCCCUCACGAUCCAGUUCUGGUCUGGAGCCGGUGAGCAGCCAGUUCACGCCCCAGGGCAGUGGAGCCACCACCCCAGACAACCACUCUACUAUAGACACUCUGAGUGAACAGGACGAAGGAACACUCACCCCCUCCUCCAAACAGACCACCCCUACAACUAGUCCUCACAGCUUCAUCAGGGUGUCGUCAGAGGGCAGUCGUAAGGUGUGUGAGCCGCGGGUGGUGACGGUGCGCAGGGCCCAGGGUGCAGAGCUGGGGCUGGGGCUGUGUGGAGGGAACCUCCGGGGGGUCUAUGUAAAGAGUCUGGAGGAGGACAGCCCUGCUAGGGGACCAGAGGGCCUGCAGCCUGGGGACCUCAUACUGGAGUAUGGGUCAGUGAAUAUGAAGAACAAGACAGUGGAGGAGAUGUAUGUAGAGAUGCUGAAGCCGGCUGAGACGGUCUCACUCAGAGUCCAACAACGACCUGACGACUUCAACAUGGUCAAAGACACACCGGGGGACGGCUUCUAUAUCAGAGCACUUUAUGAGCGGACUGCUGAGGCAGAGCUGGACCUGAGUUUUCAGAAGGAUGACAUCCUCUAUGUGGAUGAUACUCUACCAAAGGGCAACUUCGGCAGCUGGAUGGUCUGGCAGCUGGAUGAGAACGCACAGCGGAUCCAGAGAGGACAGAUCCCCAGCAAAUACAUGAUGGACCAGGAGUUCUACCGUAGACACAGUAUGACAGAGCUGAAGGACGACAAGGACAGUAAGAGUCUUUCUGCUGCCGCCAGGAGAUCCUUCUUCAGGAGGAAAAACAAACACAAACGCAGCAGCUCCAAAGACGGCAAGGAACUGGUGGCCCAGGACGCCAUUAGCACAGACUCCAUACCAUUUCUAGAGGACUGUGUGAGCCUGGCGUACCAGCGGGUCCAGAAGGUAGUGUGUGUUUCCUCUAGGCCGGUCGUGAUCCUCGGCCCUCUCUCAGACCCCGUCAAGGACAUGCUGGUUAAAGAGUCCCCCGGGAAGUUCUGCAGAUGUGUCCUGGAGGUGAUGAAGGCAUCCCAGCAGGCUAUAGAGCGUGGAGUCAAAGACUGCCUCUUCAUCGACUACAAACGCAGGAGUGGCCAUUUUGACGUGACCACCGUGGCCUCCAUCAAGGAGAUCACAGAGAAGGACUGUCACUGUCUGCUAGACAUCGCCCCCCACGCCAUUGAGAGGCUGCACAGCGUUCACAUCUACCCUAUCGUCAUCUUCAUCCGCUACAAAAACGCCAAGCAGAUCAAGGAACAGAAGGAUCCAGUGUAUCUGCGGGACAAGGUCUCUCAAAAACAUUCCAAGGAGCAGUUUGAGGUUGCACAGAAGAUAGAGCAGGAGUAUAGCACAUUCUUUACAGGUAUUGUCCAGGGCGGCACUCUGCCCUACAUUUGCACUCAGAUCAUAACUAUAGUUGACCAGGAACAGAGUAAGGUCCUGUGGACUCCCCUUGGCUGCCCCUAGAGGGUGGAGGCCACCACUGCACCCUUCUCCCCUAGAGGGUGGAGGCCACCACUGCACCCUUCUCCCCUAGAGGGUGGAGGCCACCACUGCACCCUUCUCCCCUAGAGGGUGGAGGCCACCACUGCACCCUUCUCCCCUAGAGGGUGGAGGCCACCACUGCACCCUUCUCCCCUAGAGGGUGGAGGCCACCACUGCACCCUGUUACACUGCGCCUCUCCCUCUCCACAACAAACACUACAAAACCUUCCACACUAUACCAAUAGGUACACUACAGUAAGCUACUUCACAUGUAAACUAGAUAUUUUUGUUAUUGUUUUUAGGGUGUUGAUUUGUACCUUAACCAGAGCCUUUUCUUCUCUGUGUAAUCUGUAGCAGGUUGGUAGAACUGACAGGUGGUGUUACACUUCAUUUGGUCUUCCCUAAGGGUUUUAAGGUGGUGUUUCUGUAAAGCUGCAUUGUAAGCAGCCUUUUACAGUUACGAAAUGAGUAUUGUUGUAAAAUGUUCUGCUGGAAUGUGUUAGACCCCCUGACCCAGAAUCAGCCCUUAAAUCAAACCUGUGUAUCAAAUGACAUCACCCUGUUUUACACACCCCGUUCAAUGACUGACAACUAAUAAUGUGGAAUAAUAAUAACUGUGUGCGUAUGAAUCGUGUGUGUACGAGUGAGAGAGAGUAAUAUUAUUGAUGAAUUGUAAUGACUUUGUUGGUUGGAUUGAAACAUGGUCUUUGGUAUGAAGUUGACGCCAUAGAAACGUUACCUGUAGAACAGAUAAACCUCUCCAAGCGAUAUGUCUUAUCGGUCUUCUGUCAAAAAUGUUUUAUCCAAAAGGCGAUUUUGGAUUGGUCAAAUCAAACAAUAUUUUACAGCUUUCAAUCAGACCAAACUUCAGUGUGCAUCACAUGUGUAACUGUGUCAAUAAAUUAAAUUGUGUGUAUAGCAAAGCAAAAGCCAUGUAAAUCACACAUGGCAGUAGCGAAUGGUGUCUGGUCUACUCGUUGCGUUUCUAUGGUCACUGCACGUGAGUGGACAGUUUACGGGCUUAUCGGAAGUGCCUUCCGUCAGAGACAGGCCUCCAUUCCUUACCCUUUCGGAUCUGAUGGAACAGGAUAAGUAGAAGCAAUAUGGCGAUAGGACCUCCCCACUGCCCAUUGGAAGGCUAGCUGGAGCCAUCACCAUGCUGUUCACACCCAUCUGUUACCUUCAGAUCUGCAAACACCAUGAAGUUAACACUAGGGUUGCAAAAUUCCCUGGUGUUCCUGAAAUCCCAGUUGGAGGAUUCCCGGAAUCGGGAGGUGAAUAAGCAGGAAAUCCGUAAUCCGUCAACCUGGAUUUCCGGUAAACCAGGGAUUUUAUUGAAAGUUCAUGGAAUUUUGCAACCCAAGUUAACACUAUAGGUCUGCAAACAAACUAUAGAGCAGGGUUUCCCAAACUCGGUCCUGGGGCCCCCCCAGAGCUUUUUUGGGGAUGAGACAGUACAGAGCGUAUGACAAUGGCAAGGUUGUGAGGGUAGGCCAGACAGCGACCACCUCAGAAUACACUCCAGGGCUAGACAGACCACUGUCUCCAUCACAUAUCUAUCUGUCACAUAUUUAAAGACAAUAUAGAGAAUAUAUAUAUAUUUGUGUGUGUGUGUACAUGCCUCACAGGGGCCUAUGGACAGUAUGCAGAUGAAUUAUUCUAUAGUACAUGUAUUUCAACUAGUUCUCAGGCCUGUGGAAGUUCAGUAGUCAUGUCUUAGCAGGUAUUUGCAUGUUUUUGUCUUUGGUUGUCACCUUUUUUAAAUGUACUCACAAACCAGAAUGACACCAUGGAGCAAAUAUAUAUAUUUUUUCUUAUUCCAUAAUAAAACCAUUUAAAUGUUAGUGAUUAUUAUUUUUUUCAUUUAUUUCAUGUAUUUUUUAUUUUGAAAUGUUUUAUCUAAGAGACACAAACUGCAUCCUAAUGUGCCAAAAUCCAGUACGUCAGUUUGAUCUUCUUUAUUUCUGUGUUGCACUUGUUAUUCUGUGGACCUUAACAAAUAGUUCCUAGGUUUCCCAGUAGACGUUAUAAAUAAAUAGGUACUAUAUCAUUUUUACUAACUAAUUCACAUUUUAAAUGUAUCAUAUUAGUUCCAUACAUUUCAUUGAUGGCCUUAUUAUUCUUUAAUAAUCUUGAUUAGAAAACAACAGACAGAAUGCUCCUCCAUAUUUGCAUUCUCGCUGAAGAAGGGACUUAAUGCACAGUUUUUCAAAGGAAAAUCAGAUCUGAAGUUUGACUAUUGGGCUGUAUGAUAGGCAUAUUCAGUACAAUUGUAAUAUACCUUUUUUGUAGUAGGUAGAGAUGGUUUAAAAUGAGGGAUGCCAUGUGAAAUGGUUGUAUUUCUAAGAAGAAUGACAAGCUGCCCGGUACUGUUCUGCGGUUUUAUUUUUACUUUCUUUGAAAAAUAAUGUGAUAUGUAUCAAAUGUUGAGACAUUAACAUUAGAAUAAAAGUCAUUUUCUCUAUCGCAAUAA
Salmo salar (Atlantic salmon) is the source of this 9166-nucleotide messenger RNA. Its product is annotated as disks large homolog 5. The record is from RefSeq and is a predicted model, not a curated record. Gene Ontology annotation, biological process: regulation of apoptotic process; negative regulation of hippo signaling. Gene Ontology annotation, molecular function: protein binding. Lineage: Eukaryota; Metazoa; Chordata; Actinopteri; Salmoniformes; Salmonidae. Gene Ontology annotation, cellular component: plasma membrane.